ACCCCCGACCCCUAUAUGUAUACGCUUCGCUCCUUUUCACAACUCCCAAACCAUAAAAAUUCCAUUAGCUCAAUUAAUUUUCAUGGCUGCCAUUCCUUUCUUUUCUCUUCUUUUGCUCCUUUUCUCCUUGGCUUUGCCCAGUCCUAGCUUAGCCACCAAUAGAAAACUAUCAGCUCUUGUUCAAGAGCAACCCCUUGUUCUAAAAUACCACCACGGUCCCCUCCUUAAGGGUAAUAUAACUGUUAAUCUUAUUUGGUAUGGCAAGUUCUCCUCUACACAGCGUUCCAUCAUCGUCGACUUUUUAAACUCUCUCAGCUCCUCCAAAACGACGUCGCCCUCUGUCUCGUCGUGGUGGCAAACGACUGGCAAGUACAGGGGAGGUUCGAGCAGAGUCGUUGUAGGGAAACAAAUUCUCGAUGAGAAGUACUCUUUUGGGAAAGCUCUUAAAACUAUCCAACUUGUAGCUAUGGCUUCCAAACCUGGCUAUGGAGGUAGUAACGUAGUCAACGUUGUGUUGACUUCCGCUGACGUGGCGGUUGAUGGUUUCUGCAUGAGCAGGUGCGGGACACAUGGUUCUGGUCGGGUUAAGAAGAACAGGUUCGCUUACGCUUGGGUGGGUAACUCGGUAAGUCAGUGUCCGGGUUAUUGCGCGUGGCCGUUUCAGCAACCCGUGUACGGGCCACAAACUCCACCGUUGAUUGCUCCUAACGGAGACGUAGGCGUUGACGGAAUGGUGAUCAAUUUGGCAACGGUUUUGGCGGGAACCGUGACGAAUCCGUUCAAUAACGGGUACUUCCAAGGGCCAGCUGAAGCGCCUCUGGAGGCCGUCAGCGCGUGUACGGGGAUAUUCGGGAAAGGAGCAUACCCGGGGUAUCCUGGAGAGGUUUUGGUAGAUAAAACGACGGGUGCUAGCUACAACGCGGCUGGCGUUAACGGGCGUAAGUAUUUACUCCCGGCGAUGUGGGAUCCUCAAACACAUACGUGCAAAACACAGGUGUGAGCAAACGAACCUGACAUGGAAAAUGGGGAUAUUUUGAUGUUAUUAUGUAUAUGAGCUCCGUAUAAACAUGUUGUGGGAUGAUAUUGGAAUACUUAAGGUCUUUUUUUUUUUUUUCUGUUCUUUUUAAUUGAGUGACCUUUGUAUAUCCCUUUUUACAAUUAAAGAAAGAAAAAAGAUUGGAAAAAAGAGAAAUCGCGUUAUCUA
Messenger RNA from Theobroma umbraticum, 1204 nucleotides. The record is from RefSeq and is a predicted model, not a curated record. NCBI's taxonomy places the organism in Eukaryota, Viridiplantae, Streptophyta, Magnoliopsida, Malvales, Malvaceae.